Molecule: messenger RNA, 1227 nt
Organism: Acanthopagrus latus (yellowfin seabream)
Lineage: Eukaryota; Metazoa; Chordata; Actinopteri; Spariformes; Sparidae
Gene: ubl4a
Product: ubiquitin like 4A
Exons: 4
Coding region: 185-655 (156 amino acids)
Biological process (GO): post-translational protein targeting to endoplasmic reticulum membrane
Molecular function (GO): protein binding
Source: RefSeq, a predicted model, not a curated record
GCAGUGUCACCUGAGAGCAACAGCAGCGCGCUGCCUCCGCCGUAGAAGAAGAUGGGCCUUUGACAAGCGAAGAAGUGCUGAAGCUAUCUUAUGCUAGCAAAGUAACGUUACCUGCGUAUAUUUGUAGCUUAACAUUUGAAGGCAUCGUUGUGUGGUUGUUUUCUUGUUCAGACCAUCACCGAAAAUGAUCCUUACUGUGAAGCCGCUUCAAGGAAAAGAAUGCAGUGUACAGGUGACUGAAGAUGAAAAGGUCUCCACGGUGAAGGAACUUGUGUCUGAACGUCUCAACAUACCAGCAAACCAGCAGCGGUUGCUCUACAAAGGGAAAGCACUUGCAGAUGAGCACAGACUGAGUGAUUACUCCAUUGGACCAGAGGCUAAAUUGAAUCUGGUGAUCCGUCCAGUGGGUGAGAGGACUGGAGCGUCCGGGAUGGUUGCCAGCAGCAGCAGCAGUGCACAGGGAAGAGUGUGGCAGACAGUGUCCACGAUCCUCGCUCGACAUUUUAGUCCAGCAGAUGCAGCAAAGGUCCACGAACAACUUAUCAAGGAUUAUGAACGUUCACUUCGACAACUUAGUCUCGACGACAUCGAGCGCUUGGCAGGAAGGCUGCUUCACCCCAAGGGAGAGGGCAUGGAUACUUCAUACAUGGACUAAGAAUGCCCAGCUAGAAGUUGCUUAUUGUGAUUGUCUUUUGACAGGUGCUCAGCGCUUGGAGGUGCAUACAGUGUUUGAUGUGUGAGGCAUGGAAAAUACAGUAUCGGUUUUCUUGCAAAGGGCCCCAGCUGUGUGCCUAAUCAGUGGCUGAGUGAACACAGAUAGCACAGACUGUUGAUUAUUGCAAAAAUAGGGCUCUCUUAUCCAUGACCAAAGGAUUUGGAUAAGAAAACUCUGCCACUUUUGAAUUGCUCUCAUCAUUGAUGUUGCAGUCAUGACACAAGACCUGAUCACAUAAUAUUUGAAUACAAAGGAAUCCAUUGAUGCUGUUGGUUUUUGCAUGAUCUCUGGCUGCUAUAGUACAACUCCCAGGGAGACACUAACCUCUGCUGGAGGGCAUUUUUUUUAGUAAUGUCUGUGGUGGGUGACGACUGCGUGUUUUCUGUUAACCAUGGCAAGGUAACAUGUUUUAUUCUGUAACUAAUUGAUAUUCAUUGUAUGAUUUGUAAAUACCAUGUUUAUAUAUAUAUACAGACAUUAAAACACAGUAAUAAAUACUAGUGUUAAUGUUU